AUGUCUCUAUACCCUGCCCCCUGGCUGGUAAUUAGAGGCUACUGGGCAGCUAUGCUAGGCUUUAAAAGGAUGCAGAAGGAGCCCUCUAAGGUAGAGACUAUUCUUGCUGCAUAUAAUACAGAGCAGCCAGCGCUCAGUGGAAAGCAGCCUUCCUCCAUAUACCUUAUGGGCCAGAGCUCCCUCCAAGCAGUGGUGGCAAGUCUGUCCUCCCUAGGGGCAGACAGGGGUGGGGCACAGAGAGCAGCCCAGCAGUGCUCUUUUGUUGGCAGGUGUAGUGAGCCCAGGGGCUUGUUUGGGGGUCCCUCUUCUGUCUGA
Messenger RNA from Aspergillus nidulans FGSC A4, 315 nucleotides. RefSeq lists its product as uncharacterized. The transcript has 11 exons. NCBI's taxonomy places the organism in Eukaryota, Fungi, Ascomycota, Eurotiomycetes, Eurotiales, Aspergillaceae. Bases 1 to 315 code for a protein of 104 amino acids. The record is from RefSeq and is a predicted model, not a curated record.